Polypterus senegalus (gray bichir) is the source of this 5723-nucleotide messenger RNA. RefSeq names its product tetratricopeptide repeat domain 37 (gene skic3). NCBI's taxonomy places the organism in Eukaryota, Metazoa, Chordata, Cladistia, Polypteriformes, Polypteridae. Bases 43 to 4776 code for a protein of 1577 amino acids. Gene Ontology annotation, molecular function: protein binding. The transcript has 41 exons. Gene Ontology annotation, cellular component: Ski complex. The record is from RefSeq and is a predicted model, not a curated record.
UGUAAGAACGAGCACGGAAGGAGUCUGAGUGACAAGUUCGGGAUGUCAGCUGAUAAAGCGCCACUGAGAUGUCUUCUGCUUCGAGCCAUGUCCAGUAAAGAAGUAAAGUCUUCACUGAAAAGUGCUAGGGAGGCUAUCAAAAAUAAGGAGUUCAAAGAUGCACUGAAGCACUGUAAGGCAGCUUUGAAGAUAGAAAAGAAUAACUACAAUGCUUGGGUGUUUAUUGGAUUAGCAGCAGCUGAACUUGAGCAACCGGAACAAGCACAGACGGCUUACAAAAAGGCUACAGAGUUGGAACCAAAUCAAUUGCUUGCAUGGCAGGGGUUGACAAAUCUGUAUGAAAAAAGCAAUCAAACUGACUUUAAAGAAGAAUUGCCUGAAAUGUAUCUUAAACUAAUGGAAUUUUAUGAGAGCACAGAGAAGCAAAAGUGGUAUGAAGUAUGCAAGAAAUUGGUGGAACUCUAUUAUCAAAAGCAAAAACACCUGGAGGUUGCAAGAGCGUGGAAUAAACUAAUUAAAUUAAAACAAGAAGAAAAUGUGAAGAAAGAUGAGCUUUACCAACUGUGGAUACAAAUGAUAAAGCUAUUGGGUGAUGGCCAAGAAAGCCAGGACAAUGAGAUACAGCAACAAUUGCUAGGAGCGUUUGAAAAUGCCUUGAAUUUAACAUCCGAAAUUCCAAGUGAAGACCAUCAAAAGCUUUCCACAGAGUACAUCAGGUACUUAUCAAAGUUGCCGCAUGAAGAAGUGAAGCUGAAAGCUGCUUGUGAGUCCAUGCUAUGCCUCUACCCUUCAUUGACUUUUCCUCUCGAAUUUCUUAGUCUGCACUUUAUAGACAAAGGUAGCUGCGAUGAAGAUGCUGUAAAUUGCUACUCAAGAUUAUUAGAAAUGGACUCAAGUAAUGGACCAGGACAUAUUGGUAUUGGUAUCAAGGCCUUCAAAGAAAAUAAUUACCAACUAGCUUCUGACAGUUUAACUGUUGGGCUAAAGAAGCUGAGUUCUAGUUUACGUGGUUGGCAUACUUUAGCAAUGACCCAGCUGAAAAUGCACAGAUAUGAAGAUUGUGUUGAUUCUUGCAUCCAAGGUUUAAAUCUAGGUGAAAGAGAUAACAAGUGGAAAAAGAAGUUUCUUAAAUUGAAAGCCGAAGCUUUAGUUAAAUGUAGUAAAGACAAAUGUGCAGAGGAAGCUAUGGAAACUCUGGAGCAGGUAUCAGAUAUUGGCAAUGAUCCUCAACUAAUUGCACUAAAGGCCAGAAUUAAUUUAAGGAGGGGACAAAUUGAUCAAGCAUUAAAGAUGACAGCCAGUCUCUUGGUUUCCCAUCCAGAUAUUGCUGAAGUAUAUGCCUUGAGGGGUAAUAUUCAUUUCCAGCAACAGGAAUAUCAGCUGGCUGAAAAACAGUUUCAGAAAGCCAUACAACUGGACCCUUCUUCUGGAAAUUACCAUUAUUGUCUUGGCAUGGUUUACUGGUACAUGGGGGAAGAAACAAGAAGAGAUAAGACCAAAGCUCAGACCAAUCUGCUUAAAGCUGCAAAGCUGGAUGCUUACUUAGGUCCAGUAUUUCGUUAUCUUGGCCACUUCUACAGAGACAUAGCUGCUGACAAAGUUCGAGCCAGAGGCUGUUACAAAAAAGCCUUUGAGAUAGACAGAUAUGAUGCAGAAUCUGGGGCAGCAGCAGUGGAUCUUAGCAUGGAACUUGAUGAUAUGAAUUCUGCCCUUGCAAUUCUGAAAUCUGUAACCGAACAUGCAAGUGCUGGGACAGCUAAGUGGGCAUGGCUAAGAAGAGGACUUUACUACCUGAAAAUAAACCAAUAUACACAGGCCAUUGCUGAUUUACAGGCUGCCCUGAGAGCUGACCCAAAGGAUUCUGUCUGUUGGGAGUGUAUAGGAGAGGCUUAUUUGAACAGAAGGGGUUUCACAGCAGCACUGAAAUCAUUUACCAAAGCUAAUGAGUUGAAUCCGGAAUCUAUUUACAAUAUAUACCAGAUUGCAGCCAUCAAGCAAACUCUAGGAAAAUGCAAAGAAGCUGCUAAUGAAUACAUGCAAAUAAUUAAAAGAAAAGAGGAUUAUGUUCCUGCAUUAAAAGGUCUGGGUGAAUGUUACUUGUCCAUGGCACAAAGUGCUCUUAAAGACUACCUGGAUGGAAGGGCUGUAUGCUAUCUGGAAAAAGCCAUGCAAUACAUUUCUAGAGCUGUUCAACAUCGUCCAGACCUUUCAUGUCUUUGGAAACUCCUUGGUGAUAUCUGUACCCAAAUUCAUAUUGUCUCUCCAACAAGAGGCAACCUUAAAAUGUCCCCACUUCCAAAUACUUCAAAUUCAAACAAACAAGUUCAAAAUUUGAACAAAAUUCAAAUAUUGAAAAUGGGAGGAAGAUUCUAUGGCCGAGCAUUAAAGCUUUUACCAGAGUCUGCCAAUUUAUGGUGUGACCUUGGAAUAAACUACUACCGUCAAGCACAGUGUGUAUUUAUAGACCAGGGUGAAAAUGGUAUCAAUGAGAUACUAGAGAAAUCUUUGCAGUGCCUCAAAAAAUCUGUGAUGCUGGACAGUGGAAACCACUAUUAUUGGAAUGCACUUGGGGUAAUUGCCAUGUGUAAAGGUAUUGAAAAUUCUGCUUUAGCACAACAUUCAUUUAUCAAAUCUGUGCAGGCCGAAGCAAAUAAUGUUGUAGCUUGGACAAAUCUAGGGGUUUUAUACCAGAAGCAUGAAAAUAUUGAGCUUGCUCACAAAGCUUUUAAGGUAGCCCAGUCUUUGGAACCGUCUUAUGUUCGCUGUUGGAUCGGCCAGGCUCUUAUUGCUGAAGCAGUUGGGAGUUACGAAACCAUGGAUCUUUUCAGACACACCACAGAGCUGAGUGUUCAUACUGAAGGAGUGAAGGGAUAUGCUCACUGGGUUUGUUCAACACUUUUGGAUAAAAGUAAUAGGAACUCUGAGCUGUACCUCUACAAUAUUGUGCAAAUGAACGCUAUUUCUUCAGCACAAGUUGCUUUGACAAAAUAUACAGAAAGAAUACAGAUUGAUGCUGCUGCAUUUACCAUGCUUGGAUACCUCAAUGAACAUCUAAAUUUGAAACAGCAGGCAGUAAAAGCUUACCAAAGUGCUUUUCAGAUACUACAGACCACAGGAGAAAAAGAGAAGUUAAUAUUUGCCCUUGGAAAUUAUGGCAGAAGUCUCUGUACCAUUGGUCAUUAUAAUCAGGCUAUUCAGGCUUAUACAUCAACUCAACUCAGUGACCUAGAUGACAUCACUGGAUUAGCACUUGCUUAUUUCAAGAGUGGACUUUUGCAAGAAAGUAUCACAGUGUAUGAAAAAGCCUUGAUGCUGGCAAAAACAGAAAAGGAGAAGGCAUAUAUACUUAUAUCCUUGGCUUUACUUGAACACAAGCAAAAAAAGGUGGAUGGUGCGAAAACACUGCUUUUUAAAUGUUCCAUGUUAAAAGAGCCUGCAAUUGAAAGUCUUCUGUCACUUUGUGCCUUGGGACUGGUCAACAGAGAUGCUACACUUGCCACAGCUGCCCUUAAUGAGAUUAACAAACGUGUUAACCAGAAGGAUGCAGUUUAUGAUCGAUGUCUGCUCUUGUGUGCCAUUUUUGCUCUCCAAGGCAACAAUGCAGGUGUACAGAAACAAUUAGCUAAAGCUGUUCACAGUCACCCAGGUGAUCCUAUGUUGUGGUCUCUACUAUCUAGAGUGGUUCCUCAGUACUACCCCAAAAAUUCCAAAGGAGGCAUAGUUGCUGGAAGUGUGGCCUGCCAUUUCAGUUUGACUCAUGGGAAGAAAGCACUCUUGUAUAGUGGAGUGAAUCAGCUAGCAGCAGGUAUUCACUCUGGUAAGAGCCAGUCUAAUAAUGCUCUGAAGACCAUUCAGAAGGUGGCACUGCUCUGUCCAGAUAAUCCUGCUGUGUGGGCUGCUUUAAUGGCUGCUUGCCACCUUGAAAAUACAGCCUGCUAUCUGAGUGGGUCAGAGAGCAAAAAAUUAGGGUUGGAGAAAAUGCUUCUAAAUGCAGUUUCAGAAAAGGUGAAAGCUGCAGGUGAUUUUCAGUCAUCACUGAAUCAAGAGCUUGACCAAUGGUCAGUAUGUCAAGCAGUAUCAGGGCUGAAACAAGCAGGCCAAAAUUCAGAAGCUGAGUCACUGUGUAGCAAGGUGCUGAGUAUCCAGCCAGAACAGCCCCCUUUGUAUCUCCUCCUUAGACAGAUACAAUGUGAGCAGCUACUACAUUUGCAAAAGAAACUUCCUGAAGUUGUAUUGGAGGAACUUAAAAAGGCAGUGAUGUCCAAUUUUGCCUCUGUAUCUGCAUGGCAUUGGCUGGCAGAUGUGUACAAAAGUCAAGGCCUAAUGGUAGCUGCAGUUAUGUGUUACCGUCAGAGCCUACAGGUGGCAUCUCAGCAGGGUAAUGUCAGUGGGAAGUUGUCCAGUCUACUGAGGCUAGCACUUCUUGGUUUAUCACUCUGUAUGGCACAUAUUUCAGGCACUGAAUGGAAGGACUUAGUGCAAGAAGCCACUGGAGAAGCAAUGAAGAUUGCCUGCUGUCCUUUAGCAGUUCUUAUUCAAGCACUUCUACAGUUUUGCAUUAAAAUGGGAGCAAGGGAAACACGGCGACUUUUGGAAAGAGUGGUGUAUCAGCCUGGGUGCCCCGAUUCCAUUGUUUCAGUUGCACGCUGGUAUCUUCUUAGACAUCUGCAUGCUAAAAAUGAUGAGCAGCUCAUUGAUACAUUACUGGACCAUGCAAGAGACCACAGUGACAGCCGAUUGGAUGCUUUCUAUAAAAAACUUUGCUCUUCAUCUUAGUCAGACUCCUUUGUAUUGAGGAAAUGAAAUCACUCUUUCUUUAACUUAAAUGUCAUUGCUAUAUAGAUUAUCAUAUAGAAGAUCUUCACAAUUGCAAUAUGUGAGAAAUGUGGUUGGGUGUUGUCCUAUUACAACUGAUUUACUCUCAUAGCUGAAGAAGAGGAUAUUGACAAAAAUUCUGACCUCAUAAUCUUCAAGUUUUAAAAAGAAGUUGAAUUGUAUCAGUACUGUAAUAGAAUAUAAUAAUCUGAAUACAGUAUAGUGCAAGUCAAGGGAAUGUUAAUCUGUAACUUCCAUUUUAAGAACUGUGUAUACAAUAAUAAUAAUGAUUUGCACUUUUCAGAGCUUUCUUUGCACAGCAAUUAAGCUUUUUCAUAUUUACAAAGCACUUUUCAAUCCAGAAACUGCCUACCUAAAAUUGUACUGCUAAUUGCAUGUUCUGAAACCAUUAAUAGCAAGAAUUAUGUGUCAGAUAUAGAGCAAACAACUUAUGUAUCUGUAUGCAAAUUAAAUAUUGUCACACACAUACAAGUGCAGAGAGUUUUAAUAAUGUCAAGGUGUGCAAAUGUAUUGAAUAUGACAUGAAAUCUAUUUUGGACCUGGAAAAGAUAAAUAUUGAAAAUAGACAGAUGCAUUUUUUAGUAAGAUAUCUACCUGUGUACAAUAAAAAUGUUUUUUGUCUUGUGUAUGUCUGUGUAUAUAGACUGGCUUUAAUACCUCUGUAGAAAAUUUAAUGCAGUCUUUAUGAAAAACAAGUUGUGUAUACAAAUUCUUUAUUUUGGCACCUGAGAUGUAAGAAUACAAGAGAUAAUUACAGAAAUGUUAAAUUACAGGACUUAUAAUCACAAAGUUUUUAUUAUUAUUUUAUUAUUUAAAACAGUGCAUUUAUUCCACACGUAACAUUGCUGGGAGAAUGUGAUCAUAAAACAGAUUAUUGAUAAAGUGCA